AUGGCCGACGGUGUAUACACUCUCCAGGAGGUAGCGAAGCAUACCAGCAAGACCGAUCUAUGGGUCACCCUCUGGAACCACGUCUACAAUGUGACGGACUACCAAGAAGACCACCCUGGUGGUAAAGAGUUCUUGCUGGAGAACGCCGGCACAGACGCAACAACCGCCUACGAAGACAUCGGCCAUUCCACCGACGCACGCGAGAUCCUCGAGAACUUCCGCAUUGGGCGCAUCGCAGACGAGGACUGGACCGACCAUGAAGCCGCAAAGAUGCCCACGAUCACGCCGAGCAGAGUACACGUUGUUAACAACUUGCCGCCGCCGAAAUCGUGGCGGUUGCAUCUUGGAGCUAUUGGAUUUGGUCUGACAUCUGUCGUGCUCUCCAUAGUCGCAGGCCGACGCUUCUCGCCGCUGCUGCACCGACUCCAAAGCGCCGGUUUCUGGAAGGGUUUCGCCGUGUCCUCCAUCGCGAGCAUGGCUCUAGCCGGCUACGCCAGCCUAUGGGCAACCAAGAGCUUCGACGUCGCGCACAAAGACUUCCAAUCCUACCCCGCGCACAUCAAAGCCAAAUCCAUGUCGUCGAAGCCAACGAAGAAAAAGGAUAUCAAUCUCGGCGUACUCAACGCCCGCGUCUACCAGCCCUUCCCCUUAAUCGACAAAUUCAACAUCUCCCACGACACAAUCCGCUUCGUCUUCGGGCUGCCGAAUGAGAACUCCGUGUUGGGGCUGCCGACGGGCCAACACAUUGCCAUCAGACACGAAGUCGACGGGAAGCAACUCGCGCGCUCUUACACGCCUACGUCUAGCAACAAGGACCGCGGACGUCUGGAACUCACUGUCAAGAUCUACGAGGGUGGUAAACUGACACCCUGGUUGAGCAAGCUGAACGUCGGCGACACCGUUGAGAUCCGUGGACCCAAGGGCGAGAUGAAAUACCACAAGAACCUCGUCAAGGAACUCGGUAUGAUCGCUGGUGGCACGGGUAUAACACCCAUGUUCCAGAUCAUCCGCCGUAUCUGCGAAGACCCGCGCGACGAUACCAGGACGACGCUGCUUUAUGCCAAUAAGACUGAAGAAGACAUCCUGCUCAAGGAUGAACUCGACAAGUUUGCGGAGACGUACGAGCAGUUUAAUGUGCACUACGUUUUGAGCAGCCCUUCGGAGAGCUGGAAAGGCGAGAAGGGGCGUAUCAGCAAGAGCAUGAUUGAGCAGCGUCUGCCUGCGCCGGCGGGUAUGGAUAGCAAGGUUCUUGUUUGCGGGCCGGAUCCGAUGAUGGAGAGUAUGGUUGGGUAUUUGCAGGAACGGGGGUUUAAGGCACCUGGCAAAAUCUCGAAGCCUCAGGAUGAGAUCUUCACUUUCCAGUGA
Messenger RNA from Alternaria conjuncta, 1365 nucleotides. RefSeq lists its product as uncharacterized. Gene Ontology annotation, cellular component: endoplasmic reticulum. Gene Ontology annotation, molecular function: oxidoreductase activity. The coding region runs from base 1 to 1365 and encodes 454 amino acids. The transcript has 2 exons. The record is from RefSeq and is a predicted model, not a curated record. NCBI's taxonomy places the organism in Eukaryota, Fungi, Ascomycota, Dothideomycetes, Pleosporales, Pleosporaceae.